GCCUGACCGAGGCCCAGCUUGGCGAGGGCCCCCUCGCCCUCCCGGAGGGCGACGUUCCGCCCGCCGCCCAGGCUGGGGGCGGGGGCUCCGCGCGGCGGCCCCCGCCCCAGCCGGGGUAUAUUAAAUAUGCUUCGCUUGUCAAUUUCUCGCGCGUACGUUUCUGCAGAGGAGGCGGGUCCGCCCCCCGUGCGCGCAGGCGCGCGCCCAGCCUGGGAAGCCGCAGGCUCCGCGUUGGGUGACCACAGGCUGGUUAUUGUAGGUGGCUGUGGGACCCUUUGGUGGUCCAUGAAUGGGAGAGUAGAGAUGGAGAUGUUGAGGACCUUGAAGGGCACUGCUGCUGGGGAGGUCAGCGUCCACCUGGUUGCCAACGACAGCACUGGCCACCUGCCAGCCACCACCUUCAUCAUCCCAGCCAACACCACAACCAUCAGCCUCCCCACCAAUACUUUAGAAAUCCCACGGUUCCCCAGGGAGUCUGCAAGAGCAGGAGGAUCAGAGCGGAUCCCAGGAAGCGAGCCGGUCACAGCUACGGUUCUCCCCCAGCUCAGUUCGGGGCAGGCUGGCAAUACGGUCCGAGUGCUUGAGUGGAAGGACGGGGCAGCCUCUCUGCCUGGGAGCAACCUACGGCUGCGGAUCAGUGACUAUGGAACGCUAAAGGUGGUGGGCACAGACAAGUUAAGCUCCCCAGAGCUGCUCCGGGAAGACUUGGACCCAGACAGAGCCUCUCAGGGACCGAUUGUUGGUGGGGAUGCUGCUUCCCAGAUGCAGGAAUGCCCUCAGGGGCGCCAAGAUGAGCAAACUUUGGGCCAUUGCCACAUGUGUGGGCGUCAGAAUGUAACAGGGCAAAUCAGGGGUUUCUGCAGCGAGCAGUGCCAUCGACAGUUCAAAGAACGAUCUGUGAUCGUGGAGAACUCGGUGGGCAGCAACAACACAUCCGAGCUCCUGAAGCCUGUGAAGAAGAGGAAAAGGAAGGAGUACCAGAGCCCCUCUGAGGAAGAAUCCGAGCCCGAACCUCUGGAGAAACAAGAGGAGCGCAAGAGCCUGGGGCCUGAGCCCACCGCUGACACCCCCGAAAGUGAGGAAUGGAGCAGCCAGCCUGGAACUGGGGAGGAGAAGAAGGACGGCUGGUCGUGGGCCACGUACCUGGAGGAGCAGAAGGCCAUCGCCGCGCCGCUGGAUCUCUUCCAUGAUUGUCAGGCUUUCCCUCAGAACAAGAACGGCUUCAAGCUGGGCAUGAAGCUGGAAGGGAUUGACCCUCAGCACCCAUCCAUGUACUUUAUCCUCACGGUGGUGGAGGUUUGUGGGUACCGAAUGCGAUUGCACUUUGAUGGCUACUCCGAGUGCCACGACUUCUGGCUCAAUGCUGAUUCCCCCAAUAUCCACCCCGCUGGCUGGUUUGAGAAGACUGGACACAGACUACAGCCCCCCAAAGGUUACAAGGAGGAAGAGUUCAGCUGGAGCAACUACUUACGAAGCACCAAGGCCCAGGCUGCCCCCAAGCACCUGUUUUCCAGCCAUAGCAAUAGCUCAGUGCCCACAGGCUUCCAGGUGGGCAUGAAGCUGGAGGCUGUGGACCGCAUGAACCCCUCCCUCAUCUGCGUGGCCAGUGUCACUGACGUGGUGAAUGGUCGCUUCCUGGUGCACUUUGACAACUGGGACGACACCUAUGAUUACUGGUGUGACCCCAGCAGUCCUUACAUCCACCCUGUUGGCUGGUGCCAGAAGCAAGGAAAACCUCUCACCCCUCCACAAGAUUAUCCAGAUCCUGAUAGUUUCUGCUGGGAAAAAUACCUAGAAGAGACUGGAACUUCUGCUGUCCCUUCCUGGGCUUUCAAAGUGCGACCACCCCAUGGCUUUCUCAUCAACAUGAAGCUUGAAGCCGUGGACCGAAGAAGUCCAGCUCUGAUCCGAGUGGCCAGCGUGGAGGAUGUGGAAGACCACAGGAUAAAGCUCCAUUUUGAUGGCUGGAGUCACGCCUAUGACUUUUGGAUUGAUUCUGACCAUCCUGACAUACAUCCUGUGGGCUGGUGCUCCAAGACUGGCCAUCCCUUACAGCCCCCACUCAGACCCAGAGAACCCAGCUCUUCCUCUCCUGGGGGCUGCCCCCCACUCAGCUGUAAAAGCCCACCUCACGUUAAGACCUCCAAGUACAGUUUUCACCACAGGAAGUGCCCCACCCCUGGCUGUGAUGGCUCCGGCCAUGUCACGGGAAAGUUCACGGCCCACCAUUGCCUCUCAGGCUGCCCUCUGGCCGAGAGGAACCAAGGCCGCGUGAAAGCUGAGCUGUCGGACACCGAGGCCUCUGCCCGCAAGAGGAACCUCAUUGGCUUCACCCCCAGGAAGAAAUCCCGACACCACGGCCGGAUCGGGCGCCCUCCAAAGUACCGGAAAAUCCAGCAGGACGACUUCCCGGCUUUGCCCCCCGACAACAUGCAUCAAUCCUUCUUCAUGUCGGCCUUGCCAGCUCACCCGGGUCGUUCUUUGUCCACAUGCUGGGAGCAACACUGCAAACUCCUGCCGGGAAUAGCAAGUGUCAAUGCAGCAUCAGUGACCAAAUGGACCAUCGAGGAGGUCUUCAGCUUUGUCCAGAUUCUGACGGGCUGUGACGAACAAGCUAAACUCUUCAGAGAUGAGAAGAUUGAUGGAGAGGCCUUCCUUUUGCUGACACAGGCGGACAUCGUGAAGAUCAUGUGCAUCAAGCUGGGCCCAGCCCUGAAGAUCUAUAAUGCCAUUCUCAUGUUCAGAAAUGCCGAUGAUACCUUAAAGUGACUGUUACCAUGGGCCAGGACUCCCAAUUCUCGGGGUCCUCCCCCUCCUGCUGACAUCUUCUGGCCCCAGCUCCCCAAACCUACAUCCCCAUCCUCUCUCUGUCUUGCCUCUCCCUGCCGAGAGUCUUGUCUGUUUCCAUCCCAGGUUUGGUCUCCGUGUUUCUGGGGUGGGUCCUUAGGAAGUGGGAAUGGAGGGACUUUAGAGAAAGUGCAGUCCCCAACUCCACAAGCCGAGUUUUCUCCUAAGGUCCUAGCAAAGGCAGAAUAUGGGCUGGAGAUAGCCUUCCUUCCAAGCUAGCCCAAUCUCUUGGUCCAGCUUUGGGCCCACACAUUCUAAAAUUGUUGUGGGUGUUGUUGGGUGCUGGGAGAGGGAGGGACAGGAUUUCUCAUCAGUGAUCAUCACUGGAGUGGCUGGAAUCACAUGGUCCCUCAAAUCUCCUCAAUAUUUCUCCCGGGGACAUUUUUUUUUUUUUUUUUUUUUUGGCAACUGGACUUUUUCAGAGCAGUCAAGAGCAACUUUCAAAAGCUUUAAAAGCUUGGCAGAACGAGAAGCAUCCAAGAGGAAACAUCUUCUGACAAUUUUUCUGAAGUCUUCACCCACUUUUCUCCCCCGUCAGAUUUCCUGUUCUGUUCAGUUGGCCCACCCAUUUACUACAGUUUCCCCCAGCUCCUUUUCUGUCAUGGUGCCCCUGCCUGACGACAGGCCUGGCUCCCCGGUUCUGCCAGUAGAGCACCCCCAGGCCCGACCCAAUCCCUUUUUCCCCCUCUGAUAUUCUAAUCCACAGGGAGACUGGUUUUUAGAGGAUCUGUGGCAAACCCCUCAUUGCCUUCCUCCCACUGCCGAGGAGGUCAGAAUUCGAGCCAAGAUGCCUUCUUAGAACAUGCCUUGAGUGUCAGCCCUGGACUCUAUGAUGUUCCAAACUCCAGUGCCAAGGUCCCAGCCCCAGGGUUUGGGAGACAGUCUAGGGUCUCUUUCAAGGCAAACAAAGGUCUGGAUCAUUUUUAGCCCAUUCCUUUGCUCUUCCAACAUGCUCUCUUCUCGUUGGCUAAGGUCCCCACCCCCCACCCCAAACUCGGGCUUGGGAGUGACCGCUAGUGAGAGAGAGUGGGCCUAGCUCCUGCAGGACAAUCUCUGCCAAAUCCCUGAGCAGCCCCAGGGCUGGGGAGGGGCCGGCCCCCAUUUCUGCAGUCGCUGCCCCUCCCUGCCUGCAGGAUGGGGGUGGGCACCCUCAUCGUGGAACACCAGCAACCUGUCUUCACUGCUACAUGUCUGCAAUCCACGUUGGUGUGUGGGUCAAACUCAUGCUCGGCUUCCCAUGGAAAUGUCGCAUUUUGACUCUUUACUACUGUAUAUGUGGGGUCACUUCUGACCUAUCAUUUACAUGUUUGCUGCUUGCUCUUCAUGAGACAUUUUUAAAAAGAAGAGAUGCUGGGGGUGGGGGGAGGCUGUGAGUGUGUGUGUAUGGGGGCACAUGUAGGUAAACUUUUCUAUCUUUUUUAAUGAGUUCUCUGGCAUCUGUCCCUUUCUCAUGACUGUCCUUCCUCUCCGCCACUGCCAAACUGUUUCCUACAAGGGGGGGACUCCUGGGACCCUAGCCCACUUCUGCUCGGGGGUGGGGCGGAGGGGACAGGAGAGAGACCCCUGACCCCGAGCAGUCACUGCCAAACCUGUCCUGCGGCCCAAGCGGCACUGACCCUUUUCCUGAGAAGGUGGACUGGGCUGGAAUGCUGGGACUUCUUUGUUUCCAGCCUCACUGGUGAGGAAUUUUGAGAAUGUGGGCAAGAAAGGCUCUGGAGUCUAUAUCCUUACCAUGGGCCUUCGGGCUCUCCACUCUGAAUACUUCAGCAAUUGAGCUUUUUGCCAAGGAAAGCAGACCCCUAACCAGAAGAGCUCUGUUUCUAGCAGCCUUGUGCUAUGUGGGGAGGGCAGGGGGAGAACACCAUUUCCCCUGUUUUCUGGGGGCCCACAGAGCCAGCCUCCAGGAAGAAUAAAAGCAAACCCAAGACCAUAAAGUAUAAAUCUGUCCACAGAGCACCAGCCUUGGCCCUACUGGGGUUACAGGCUACAGUCUAGAGCCAGUGGCUUAGUGGGAAGGGGUCCCAGGGCUGGGCUUUCCUGUCCCACCCAAUGGCAAGAGCCCAAGCUCCCCCAGCCCCAGUUUAAGCAGACUGUCUCUGCUCUGGCCCCUGGAUCUGCUCCGGCUCUGCCCCAUUAGCAUGCUGAAUGUGAUGUUUUAGAGAGUAAAGCCUGGAUGGAGUGGACCAGAGGGAGGGUGGAUGUGAUUGUCUAUGUCGUGAGCAUGCUGGGAGUGGGGAGGGGGAAGGGGGGAGAUCAUGUGGGUGUUAAGGAAGUACAUGAGUGGAUGACAUUGUACAUACUGUGAACAUGGGAGAGAGGGGGAUAUGACUUGGGGGUGUAGUGUCUCUGUGUCAAGUCAUACCUGUCUGCGCAGUAUGAACACGUUAGCUGAAACGUGAAUGGCUCAUUGAGUAUUCUCUGCGUGUCUGUGUAUGUACUCGGAUGGAGGGGUAUCUGAGUGUGUAAGGACCCGUGCGAGCAAUAGUAUCUGUAUAUAACAAGAGUGUGGGUGAGAUCUUUGUGGGACUAUAUGUGUGACAAGGUUGACCCAAGAUUGUCUGACUAUAUGUAAGAUAGGAGUCAUAUAUAUGUUCAUAUAUGACUAUAUGAAAGAUAUGAGAAAGGAUGUAUUUUGAAACUGGAUAGGGAAGAGCAAGGAAGGGGUCCAUGAGCCUAUGAGUAUGAAUUUUAGAGAGUGGGUGGGUGGUGUGUCUGUGUAUGGUAUGGAAGCAAGAUGUGAACAUGGUGAGAGCGUUAUGUGAGUGUGAAAGGCAUAUUGUGAUCAAGUGUGUGAUAUGAAAAAGAUGCUAUGAGCACGUGGAGCUGGGGGUUGUCUUCCGGUAUAGGGGGCCCUGACCAUAGGUGCUGACCUGAAAGGCCAUCUGCCCAGGACAAGGUCAGGACUUAGGGAGAAAGUUAAGGGCUAUUACAAUUGAAUUUUUUUCCUUUCAAAACAAAACAAAAACAGAGAAAUCCAAAGCACUGCCCAUUCCUGCCCCUUCACCCCACCAAGGUGGAACCCUGCUGGGGUUCAUUUAAAGAAGGGGAAGUUUAAAAGAGAGGCCCUCAGUCCUCAAUCUGCAAGCUGCAGAGAGCCAAGCAGAAGUAGGACAUUCUUAUGAAGACAUAGAAUGCAGGUUUGGGGAUGGGACCUCUGGAGUCACAGAGGAGCCUUUCUUGGGGAAGGGAGGAGGGGAUCCCUGUACAAAUGGAGCAGGCCCUAGGGAGCUGUGGGAAAAGGUAUCCCUCAGAAGGACGAGAACUUGCUGUUGUCUUUGUCUAUGGUGCUACAGCAACUACUGCUUAUCCUGACCAGGAACUCUAAAGCCAAAGGCAUUUUGGAAUGGGGGGGGAGCUGGGAAACCAGCUGCAAUCACUUGCCCAGAGUGACUUGGGACUUAUAGGACCUGGCAGGAGUCCCCCGCUUCUGGGGUUUCCUUUUUGGUGGUGAAGCUGCUCCCCUGUUGAUGAGGCAAUUUGGUGCCUUGUUUGGGGAAGGUGUCUUGUUUUGUCAGUGUCCUGCCUGCUCUGUACCCCCAACCCACCCUGACUUCUCUGAGUUCUGUGUCUCCCAUACCCCACUGCCUCUGCAUUAUCCUCCAAAGUGAAGAGAGACCUCAGAAGCCAGCAUUAGAAGGAGGGUGACUUGUUCCCAAAGGGCAUAGCCUGUGAGCCCUCCAGGGUGAUGGGGUUGGGGCGAUAGCAUUGAAUUUUGUCAAGGCUUCACUGGUGCAAAGAGGGCAAGAAGUCUGACUAACCCUCCUCCAAUCCUGGUUCUUGGGCCCAGCAUUAUAGUUUUUAGUCAGCUUCUCUGUUAAAUGAGAGAAAUGUUCUUUCACCUCCUGCCUUGAGGCAAAAUGACUGGUGCUAGGUCAGCCCCUCCAGGACCCCUAGUGAGGUGCUAAGACAGUAUUUGCUUUCUUGGAGGGAUGCUCUGCCAGCAAAGACUUGUGUUGUUUGGUUGUGGAGAAAGUAAGAGAAGCCGGGGACUUUUGCAGGAAGGGACCCUAACCUCCCCAAACCUGGAAGCAUCCAUACUUUCUGCAUCAAUGUCAAGCACUUUGGAAUGGAAGAAAAAUCACAGAAGGGGAGAAAAUUCAGCCAUUGCCUUCUGUCCCUCCAGGAUGAAAUCUUUGCACUUGGAUGUGAGGGAGGCAAUGGGGGAUUGUUUCUGGCUAACUUCUUUUAUCCCUCCUCACAUUCCCCCCCCCCGGGCCCCCACCCCGCCAGUUUCUGAGGGAUGGGGAGAUGCCCAGCCCUGGAUUUGAGAGGUGAGAGGCCCCUUCUGUUUAAGUUUGGAUUUGGAAGUGGGGGGAUAACUGUGGUGACAACAACAAUGGAAACUUUUGCACUUUUGUUCUUUUGCACAUUUUUUGGGCACGUUUUUGAUAUUUGCACCAUUUUUUUGUGUUUUCAUGAGGAAAAUACUCUGAUUCAAGUAGAUGCAGCUAAUCUGGAGCUUUAUGUCCCAAAUAUAAAGAGAUUUAAGUUGGGGAAAAGUUACACAAAGUGUGAUGUGUUUUGUCAGUGUUUUGAAAUUAUCAGUAAAUAAAUGUGAACAGUUGAAUCAAAUGA
Messenger RNA from Sarcophilus harrisii (Tasmanian devil), 7422 nucleotides. RefSeq names its product L3MBTL histone methyl-lysine binding protein 1 (gene L3MBTL1). Gene Ontology annotation, molecular function: protein binding; zinc ion binding. The transcript is spliced from 22 exons. Lineage: Eukaryota; Metazoa; Chordata; Mammalia; Dasyuromorphia; Dasyuridae. Gene Ontology annotation, cellular component: nucleus. The record is from RefSeq and is a predicted model, not a curated record. Gene Ontology annotation, biological process: regulation of DNA-templated transcription. Bases 127 to 2769 code for a protein of 880 amino acids.